CGACGUGGAAACGCUAGGGGAUCUGGACGGAUUUGAUAUGUGGCGGUACCUGUCUCAAGGAAUAGGCUCACCUCGUGUCGAGAUGCUCUACAACAUCGACGACCGGUUUUUCAACAACUCAGCUCUGCGACUGGGCCGUUACAAGUUGGUGCUCGAUGGCACCGGGUUCAUGAAUGAGCGCUACGCUCGACCAGGUGGCGGCCGUCCGCACGACGACCUCGAUAAGUUGCUCACUCAGUCGACAGCAGCCAAAGUGCUCAGAGGCUUCUAUAAAAGGGACCGGCUCAAGUUUCCCAAGGGCUGGAGAGAAAGAGCCACGUUAAAAUGUGAUAAUCCAGACAACGGACGAUUUGACCCGAACGACGCGGUCCACCUGUUCGACAUAAUCGAAGAUCCGUGCGAAUUGAAUAAUGUGGCCACCUCACAUCCUGAGGUUGUGGAAUUCCUGAGGACGCGCAUUGCCGCCUACAAUGCCGAAGCAAUGCCAGUGCAGUACGAGCCCAAGGAUCCCGCUGGCUUUGCCGAGAAGCACAAUGGAACAUGGGCGCCGUGGGUUCAUACAUCGUGCGGAUAGCAUCAUGUGUGUUGUCUUCGAACGCAGCGUCAAUUAGCUUUGAAUGAAGCGUAUCUC
Dermacentor silvarum is the source of this 631-nucleotide messenger RNA. RefSeq names its product arylsulfatase I-like. The coding region runs from base 38 to 574 and encodes 178 amino acids. The record is from RefSeq and is a predicted model, not a curated record. Lineage: Eukaryota; Metazoa; Arthropoda; Arachnida; Ixodida; Ixodidae. The transcript has 2 exons.